AUGACUGAAGAAGAACAGAUGCCGAUCAUUCCCGUAAAGGAACCCUUGGAUCUUAUCCGGCUUAGUUUGGAUGAAAAAAUUUACGUAAAAAUGCGAUACGAACGAGAAUUGCGAGGACGAUUGCAUGCGUUCGAUCAACAUCUGAACAUGGUGCUGGGCGAUGCCGAAGAAACAGUCACCACGGUAGAGAUUGACGAAGAAACCUACGAAGAGGUGUACAAAACCACCAAACGCACCAUUCCAAUGUUGUUUGUGCGUGGCGAUGGAGUCAUACUGGUUUCGCCGCCAAUGCGUGUUGGCAGUUAA
Molecule: messenger RNA, 306 nt
Organism: Anopheles marshallii
Lineage: Eukaryota; Metazoa; Arthropoda; Insecta; Diptera; Culicidae
Gene: LSm3
Product: U6 snRNA-associated Sm-like protein LSm3
Exons: 3
Coding region: 1-306 (101 amino acids)
Biological process (GO): mRNA splicing, via spliceosome; P-body assembly
Cellular component (GO): precatalytic spliceosome; P-body; Lsm1-7-Pat1 complex
Molecular function (GO): RNA binding
Source: RefSeq, a predicted model, not a curated record